GACAUUUCAUCCUCACAGACCACCAUAGCGGCUGUCAGCAUCGGAGAUUCGCAGACAGUCGGAAACCUGAGGGACGUCCGUACGUCCUUCCAUUUUGCAAAGGCGACUGGCCACUACGGCAAAGUGGAAGUCUUCCAUCGCCUGGCUGGCUGUCGCUUAGACCCGGUCCUCGACCAUGUCCCAGAAGCCAAGGUCUUGCUCCGAGAGGCCAGCAGCUCGCAGGAACCUGCUCGGGAGGGGGACCCAGGCCCAGGGCAACCUGCCGAAGCUUCUGAUUUGGGUGCCAAAUGCUCCGCCUCUGAGUACAUCAGGCGGACGAUUUUCCGAUCAAUGGCUCUGGUUGGCGAGCUUGCGCCAAGGCGCGAGGGCCAAGAGCGCUCGGUGGCCGAGAUGCUCGGGUACUUCAUCGCGUAUUGCGGCGCCUUAAACAUGCAGGGCAAUCCGAUAUGGUGGGCCAUGAACCACACGUGGCACCACAGAUUCUCGGACACUCCCUGGGAUCCGCACACUCCACGGGAGGGGCUCUGGACUGCCCAUGCCGGGUGGUUCUUCGAGAAGGAGCGGGUUCUUGAGAAGAUGCCGAAGGCCAUCGUGGCCUCCCACAACCACGUGGAGCCUGGCGAGGAGGAUGAAGCCUACCUCCCUUGGUUCUACAAGGAGUCCCCCCAGUUCUACGACUGGCUUCGGCAAACCUAUUACAUACACCAAGUCUCUCAGGUGGCGCUGUUGUAUCUGUUGGGUGGGUGGAGCUUCGUUGUCUGGGGCUUUGUGAUCCGACUCCUCAUGGGCAUUCACGGAGUCUCGGCCGUGAACUCCUUUGCGCAUGUUUGGGGUGAGCAGCCCUUCAAUACCGGUGACGACUCCAAAAACAAUGUCUGGGUGGCCAUGGUGUCCUCAGGCGAAGGCUGGCACAACAAUCACCACGCAUUCCCAAGGUCCGCGAGGCAUGGGCUUUUCCCGGGACAGUUCGAUCUGACCUAUAAUUUGAUCCUCCUGCUGGAGAAGCUCGGAGUGGUUUGGGAUGUGCAGCUUCCCAGCGAUGCGCAAAUCGCCGCAAAGCUGCGCUCUGCGAGUGAAGCGAAGGAAGCGAAGGAUGCAAAGGGAUCCUCGCCAGACAUGUCAAAUGCCAUCGAAAAACUAUGGCCAUUGCACGAGCAUGACUUAGAAGCGCGGCUUGCUUGCGCUGUGGAGGAGCUUCUCAAGAAGCGGCCUCCACCAGAGGCUGCUUGUGAGUUCUUGGCCGCGGCGCUGUCCCAGUCUUACUUAACAACGGGUUCGCAUUGCUUCACUUUAUCGUGUCGACCAGCCAAACUAGCGAUCGCAGAGCAGAUCCAGACAGCGCGCUACCUCCGGCCAAGAAGCCAGAACAGGGUCGCCAUAGUUGUUCUACUGAGGUGCGCAGGCUAG
This is a messenger RNA of Symbiodinium necroappetens, 1407 nucleotides long. Lineage: Eukaryota; Dinophyceae; Suessiales; Symbiodiniaceae. The record is from the annotation of a GenBank genome assembly.